Messenger RNA from Metarhizium brunneum ARSEF 3297, 432 nucleotides. RefSeq lists its product as uncharacterized. The record is from RefSeq and is a predicted model, not a curated record. Lineage: Eukaryota; Fungi; Ascomycota; Sordariomycetes; Hypocreales; Clavicipitaceae.
AUGGGCCGCGACCAACAUUCAUCGCAGAUACGAUAUAGUACAUACAUAAAGAAGCCGGCGCCAGUCUAUUGUGUUGCCGGUCAAAACACCAUCCCGCUUCACCCGACCAUCGCAUCCAGAAAACCGGGUCCCGUCGGCCGAAACAAAUUGGGCGCAAUUGCAGAUCAGCCGACGGCCUCCACCGCGACGCGGUACGAUGUGCAUCGGCCGGCAUUCUCGUACCACUACCAUGUCACGGCCCACGACAGCAAACAGACGCUCUACCACUGCAACAUCACUCGGUUCACGAAGAGCUGCACGCCCAAUCUCGUCCUCCACGCCGGACGAGACAAGGCCGCGCCGCCCGUGGCACUGGCCCAUAUUCUCCAGUUUUCACAGAGCUUCAAGAUCGGCUUCAAGAGCUGCGCCGACGAGGACGCGGUGGGAGUCUGA